AUGCAUAGAAAUUUAAGAUUUUACAGGUAUUCAUCAUAUUCAACUGAUUGUUCAUCAUUACUUAAUGUAAAUUUAAGCUAAGAAUAAGUUAAAUUACCAAAUAUAAAAUUAUAAGAUAAGCCAUCAUUAAUUGGAGCUUUGCAAUAUGGCUAAUUAUAAUUAAGAGUCCUUAGAAGGAAUAUUGAAGAAACAUAAAAUAAAAAAUAAUAAUAUUUCUUUAAUGAAAGAAGACAAAAAAACUAUAAAAGGAUAUUCCCAAAAGUAUAGGUUAUCAAAAAUAAUUCAGUUGCUCUACAAACUACAGGUUUCAGUCCUUGGAUAUAAGAAUGA
This is a messenger RNA of Paramecium sonneborni, 330 nucleotides long. NCBI's taxonomy places the organism in Eukaryota, Ciliophora, Oligohymenophorea, Peniculida, Parameciidae. The record is from the annotation of a GenBank genome assembly.